AUGCUCGGGAUCUCUCUCGAAAGCAUUGCUGCCAGCAUCGUUUGGGGAUCUGGUCUACUCGACGCCGAUAUAAGCGCAACGCGAUCACGGAAGACUCAUCCCAUUCGCUUGCAACUAUGCCCCCCGAACGCGGAGGCCACACCGUUCACCAUCUACAGGGAACCAGACACGCGGCUCCUGGUCACCCUGUUAGCGCUUUUUUACUUCAUAAUCAUCGUGGUCGCUGACUGGUCCGCACAGUACUUCAAGUCUGUCACCUUCGAUUCUGCUCGAUCUAACGCCAGAGGACGGCAGGGAUCCGGUCCCGACUUGGUUGAGGAGAGCGAACGGGAGCAAUCACAGCGUUCCCGCACUUCUCCAGCACCUACAUUGUUCACAUACACGUCGCCAGACCAUCUAUCCAGCUCGCGGCCAGGGUCGUCUGCCUGGCUUGUGGACCUUGUUCUUGCCGCGCUUCGACCGAACUGUAACCUGUUGAUCAGGCAACUGGCGUUGACGGCGUUACGCGCCCUUACCUUCGGCGACCGGACAUGGCGCGAAGUCAAUGGUGCGCUCCUAGAGAAAAUUGAGAAGGGCAUUGCCGACGUCGAGACUAUGCUCCAAAAUCGCGAGAGCAUCGACCCUCAUGCUGCGGGAGACGCCAAUGCAGAAGCCGGUCCCGCAAUAGCGUCAGCGUGGAUCGGCCGGAAGCUUCCUAUUCAGCAACGUCCGUUUGGUCUGGGCUCAUCCCUCACGUCCUUCAUCAUCGCGCCUGAAGAUUACGAGCACGAUACGCCUCCCAGACUUGUGGAUGCACCGCCUCAUUGUUUAUUCUGCAUCCCUCGCAAGGACCAGGACGACGCGGACGACCCCUACCGCAUGUGGAUCUUGAACGACGACAUGAGCUGGCAACCUAUCAGCCUCCACGCCCCUCACCCGGAUCCGUCUGAACACCCGUAUAUGCUGAAAAUACGCGUGUCAGACAAGACUCCGAGCUGGGUACUUCCCGAGUCUCUCACUAGGGAAGGGCGGCGUACUCCUCGCAAGCCCAACAUCACCACGAGCGCUACCAUUGCUGGACCCUCCCCAAGUGCCACGGUGGCUGGUCCCUCAUCGAGCGCCACAGAGUCUCGUACCAACACCGCGAAGAAGUCGGACACUACGCCUACAAAGUUACGGUACAGGCAAUCGUUGAGGUUCUCCGAACCGAAGGGCCAGGAGGACGCGGGGAAGCCUAUCAAUGCGAGCGCGGGGUCAUCGAGGCGCUGA
Messenger RNA from Peniophora sp. CBMAI 1063, 1248 nucleotides. NCBI's taxonomy places the organism in Eukaryota, Fungi, Basidiomycota, Agaricomycetes, Russulales, Peniophoraceae. The record is from the annotation of a GenBank genome assembly.